AUGGCCAAACUCAUAGAGAAGUUUUGGCGUCUUGAAGAAGCGUGCUUUCAAGACUGGGAUCCAAAGCAACAUGACGAAUGCGAGGCGGAAAGUCACUUCCGCACAACGUUAGAGAUCGCUCCCGACGGGAGAUACAUUACACGAAUGCCCCUACGGGGGGAGCCGUCAUCGUUAGGCGACUCUUAUCAACAAGCAUAUAGAAGAUUCACAUCGCUUGAGCAAAGGCUCAAGCGGAAUGCAGACCUGUACAAAGAGUACAGGGCAUUCAUGAAUGAAUAUGAAACACUGGGACAUAUGGUACCAGUCACCACAGAAGACUUUCACAAAGUAAAGUAUUUCAUCCCUCACUCGUGUGUGGUGAAACCAGAUUCAACAUCCACCAAGGUUAGGGUGGUGUUCGACGCAAGUGCAAAGACGUCAACCGGAGUAUCCCUGAACGAUAUACAAAUCGUGGGACCAACCAUUCAAAAGGACUUAUUUGAUCUGCUAAUUGAUUUCAAGACGCACAACGACGUGCUAGUAGCAGAUAUUGCAAAGAUGUACAGACAAAUUCACAUCGCAUACACAGACACUUGGUUACAAUGUAUUUUGUGGCGCGACAGCCCCAAUGAUCAAUUGAAAGCGUAUAGACUGACGACUGUCACAUAUGGUGAAGCGUCUUCAUCAUUCUUGGCCUGUAGGGCACUACACGAAGCAGCUGAAGAUUAUCGGUCGGUAAAUCCGAGAAUUGCCGACACCAUUCAACGAUCGUUCUAUGUUGACAAUCUGAUGAUUGGAGCGUCCAACGCAGAUGAACUGACGGAGACGAAACGAGAAAUAGAGCAUGCAUUGUCACUUCAUGGAUUUCCACUUCGAAAGUGGGCAUCAAACAACGCAAGCGUACUGGAAGGAAUUCCAGAGAAAGACUUGGAACCAUUGAUCCAAGUUGGUGACCAAGAGGUCAUAAAGACAUUGGGGAUAGCCUGGAACCCCAAAACAGACGUGUUCCAGUUCAUCAGUACGAAAAACAUAGGUGAAACAUACGAAGCGCUCACAAAGCGACAGAUGGUCUCGAAGAUUUUGAGACUGUAUGACCCAAUCGGAUUGAUACAACCUGUAAUCAUUACAGCUAAAAUAUUGAUGCAAGAAUUGUGGACUUAUAACGUCAGCUGGGACGAUGAUGUUCCAGAUCAAGCACUAAGCUCAUGGAAGAAGUUCGAAGCUUCAUUAGUGGAGCUCAGCAAGAUAGAAAUACCUCGGAUGUCGACUCCGAGUCAUACGAUCGCACUAGAUUUACACGGAUUCAGUGACGCCUCCGAAAAGGCUUAUGGAUGCGUCAUUUACUUACAUGCAAUCAACUUAAAAGGAGAAGAGAGUACGAAUCUCUUAUGUUCGAAAUCGAGAGUGGCGCCUUUGAAGAAGGUCACUCUGCCCCGUCUGGAACUCUUGGCGGCGGCACUUCUAGCAGAACUAACUGCUAAAAUAAAGAGCAUUCUGGCCGGUCGAAUCUCGUCGGAAUAUUACUACAGUGAUUCACAAGUAGCGCUAAGUUGGAUCAAAUCUUCAAAUACACGUUGGGGAACCUUCAUUAGAAAUAGAGUGCAGAAGAUACACUCCACCACGAAUCCAGAGCAUUGGAAAUAUAUAUCUACGAAAGAAAAUCCGGCUGAUAUGGUUUCGAGAGGAAUUCCAGUCAGAAAAUUACGCGAAGCAAAACUAGAAUUUUGGUUACACGGACCGGAAUGUAUACGAAGAAGACAAUAUUAUCUGCAGAGCGGCUACGAAUACACUGCUGCUGCAGAACAGGAAGAGAUUAAAGAACCAAUAACACGAUUGGUAGCAGCAACAGGAAAGGCAUGCGAAGACUUAAUCGCAAAAUACCCGCACCAUCACACUCAUGACAAAACAGUAAGACACUUUGCAUGGCUGUGUAGAGCCAUAAACAAUAUGAAGAAGGUCAAUAAAGACACAGGCAUCAGAAACGAAAAGAGAUCGGGCCCACUCACCACCACUGAAUUGAAUGAAGGACUAACACUCGUAGUCCGAAUUAUGCAAGCCACUAUUUAUCCAAAUGAAGUAGCGGAAUUACGAAAAACUGGGAAGGUGCCUACGAAAGGACCUUUCCAGCAUCUCAACGCAAUCGUCAGAAAUGGAGUCAUACAUGUCACAGGGAGACUCCACAAUGCAGAAAUGCCCAUCUCACAAAAGAAUCCAAUAUUGAUUCCCAAAUCGCACCCAUUUUCGAGGAUUUGGAUGAGGGAUCUCCGAAGGACCGUACAAGGAGUCAUUCAACGAUGCAUCUUAUGUGCCAAAGCGCGGCCCAGACGUUUACAGCAACGAAUGGGACAACUGCCCUCGCCCAGGGUAAAUGAAUCAGUAGCGUUCACUCACACGGGAGUGGACUUAUGUGGGCCAUUCGAAGUAUAUCUCAAUCAAAAAUCGAAAUGCAAGACCACAGCAUAUGCUUGCAUCUUCAUAUGUUUUGCGACCAAAGCAGUUCACCUAGAAGUCGUCGAAGAUCAGUCGACGGCAGCGUUCAUAUCAGCACUUCUCCGUUUCACAUCAGUGAGGGGAAUACCCGAGGUUAUUUACUCCGACAAUGGGCGGAACUUUGUCGGGGCCAGCAGAGAACUCAAUCGUUUACGAAGAAUAUAUAACAAUGAAGUUUUUCAAAACAAAUUAGUUGAUAUUGCGGCAACUCACAGAAUAAGAUUUUCAUUCAUUCCACCCCGAAGCCCCAGCUUUGGAGGACUUUGGGAAGCGAACAUAAAGGUAGCCAAGCGGCUCUUUAGUGCAGCGGCCAGAGGAGCACAGCUAAACAUCAUGGAAUUGCAGACACUGUUCUACCAAGUGGCCGCAAUAAUGAAUUCGCGACCACUCACACCUGUUUACACGACGCCAGAGUCACCGACCGCGAUCACACCCGGUCAUUUUUUGAUAGCACGCCCAAUGCUAGCCGUGCCCAUCCCUACGCAGAGUAAGGAUGGAAGCAAUCUCACAACCAGAUGGAAACGAGUACAAUCGCAGCUCGAACAAUUUUGGAGAAGAUGGAGAGACGAGUAUCUCCACCAGUUACGUGAUUAUGCAAAAUGGACCAAGCAACAAGCCAACGUUAAGGUAGGCCAAAUCGUAUUGAUCGGAGACGAUCACCUUCCCGUAGCAAGGUGGCCUAUGGGAAUUGUCACACAAAUACACCCUGGAGAUGAUGGAGUAGUCCGAGUGGCAGUAGUGCGAACCGCUACCGGAAUUUACAAACGCAACGUGCGAACACUUGCUCCUCUACCAGUCGAGGAGCACACCAUUCAACCCAUUAUAGAAGAGUAUGACAACACAGCUGAUAACGAACAGCAAUCUCAAGCCGAAGCAAUCGAACUAGAAGACGAUCCCCCUCCCCAAGCACCCCAAAUGAUUUGGGACGGUAGACUACGCCCUCGUCCCAAAGGGGGGAGAAAAUGGAAGUACACGAAAUCAGAUUGGGUGACGACCCUAUGA
Molecule: messenger RNA, 3471 nt
Organism: Toxorhynchites rutilus septentrionalis
Lineage: Eukaryota; Metazoa; Arthropoda; Insecta; Diptera; Culicidae
Exons: 2
Coding region: 1-3471 (1156 amino acids)
Biological process (GO): DNA integration
Molecular function (GO): nucleic acid binding
Source: RefSeq, a predicted model, not a curated record